This is a messenger RNA of Echinops telfairi (small Madagascar hedgehog), 1039 nucleotides long. It is a transcript of the gene CCN5, whose product is annotated as cellular communication network factor 5. The record is from RefSeq and is a predicted model, not a curated record. Gene Ontology annotation, molecular function: integrin binding; heparin binding. Gene Ontology annotation, biological process: signal transduction; cell adhesion. Gene Ontology annotation, cellular component: extracellular matrix; extracellular region. Lineage: Eukaryota; Metazoa; Chordata; Mammalia; Afrosoricida; Tenrecidae. Bases 19 to 768 code for a protein of 249 amino acids. The transcript has 5 exons.
UGCAGGGGACACCGUGACAUGAGAGGCUCACUACAGACCCAUCUCCUCACCGUGGUCCUCCUGUGCCUCUUCUCAAAGGUGUGUGCCCAGCUGUGCCCAACACCAUGCACCUGCCCCUGGCCACCUCCCCGGUGCCCACUGGGGGUGCCUCUGGUGCUGGACGGCUGCAACUGCUGUCGGGUAUGUGCACGGCGCCUGGGGGAGCCCUGCGACCACCACCACGCCUGCGACUCCAGCCAGGGCCUGGUCUGCCAGCUCGGGGCGGGCGCCGGCGGCCAGGGGGCCCUGUGCCUCUUGGGAGAGGAUGAUAGUGGGGGCUGUGAGGUGAACGGACACCGGUACCAGGACGGGGAGUCCUUCCAGCCCCACUGCCGGACCCACUGCCUCUGUGAGGAUGGCGGGGUCACCUGCGUGCCACUCUGCAGUGAGGACAUCCAGCUGCCCAGCUGGGACUGCCCCCAGCCCCGCCGGGUGGAGGUCCCAGGCAAAUGCUGCCCCGAGUGGGUCUGCACCCAGGCCCUGGGGGCCCAGCCCCUCCCAGCCCGAGAAGCCCACUUGUCCGGCCGUGAGCUUCCCCUGCUCCCGGGCAGGCCCUGUCCAGAAUGGAGCACAGCCUGGGGCCCCUGCUCGACCACCUGCGGGCUGGGCGUGGCCACGAGGGUGUCCAAUCAGAACCGCUUCUGCCGACUGGAGACCCAGCGCCGCCUGUGCUUUCCGGGGCCCUGCCCCGUGACCAGGGGACGCAGCCCGUGGAACCGAGCCGUUUAGAGACACGGUCGGUGCCCACGGUCCUCAGCAGGAAGUGCCCGGGCUCAAGCCGAUGGCAGACGGCCCCGCCCCGUGCCCUGGACCACAGAAUUAAAUAGUCCCUGAAUACCAGCUCCUGCCAGCACGUGUGCAUCAGGCUUUUUCCACCAGAGAAAGCCCCUCUCAUCGGGGACGAAGUCCUUUGUGACGACCGUGAGGUGAAAGGGUGCUGUCUUAAAGAAAGUAGAAACACGCGGCUUCGAGAAACCAUUAAACGCACUUUGUAAUAAGA